AUGCCUGCCGCCAAGUUCAACAAGAAGAAAGCUGUGAAACGAGACGACCCACAAUCGAAAAGGAAGAAGAAGGACGAGCUCUUCACGCCUAAACGUGGAAAGAAAGAGGAGGAGAAUGAUUCUGACCUCUCUGAUGCUCUGGAUGUGGAAGAAGUAGAGGAUGGAAUGCUUGAUGCUGAUGAACAAGGAUCUGGGUCUGGUUCUGGUUCUGAAGUUUCUUCUGAUGGUGAUGAUCCCUUGGCUGAUGAUUUCUUCCAUGGAAGCGACGAAGAGAAUGUUUCUCGUUCUGUUUCUGGUUCGGAUUCUGAUGAAUCUGACAUCGAAGAGAAGUCGAGAGCUAUUGAUGAAGAAAGAGCGAGGGAAGAAAAAGAUGCAGCUGAUGAAAUGCAGCUCAAUAUUAAAGAAGAAUCCGAUGAGUUCAGAUUACCAACCAAGGAGGAACUUGAAGAAGAGGCGCUUAGACCUCCUGACAUUUCAAAUUUACAAAGGCGGAUAAGAGAAAUUGUUCGAGUUCUUUCAAAUUUCAAGGCUUUGAGGCAAGAGGGGGCGACCCGGAAGGAUUAUGUUGAACAACUUAAGAAAGAUAUUGGUUCAUACUAUGGUUAUAACGAAUUUCUUACUGGGGUUCUAGUUGAGUUGUUUCCUGUUGUCGAGCUAAUGGAACUUAUCGAAGCUUUUGAAAAGCCGAGACCAAUAUGUUUGCGGACUAACACCUUAAAGACAAGAAGGCGUGAUCUGGCAGAUGUUCUGAUUAACAGAGGUGUAAACCUAGAUCCUUUAAGCAAGUGGUCAAAGGUUGGACUUGUUGUAUAUGAUUCCCAAGUGCCAAUUGGAGCAACUCCUGAAUAUAUGGCUGGUUUUUACAUGCUACAAGGUGCAAGCUCCUUUCUUCCUGUUAUGGCCCUUGCUCCUCAAGAAAAAGAACGAAUCGUUGACAUGGCGGCAGCACCUGGUGGUAAAACUACUUACAUAGCAGCACUCAUGAAAAAUAGUGGAAUAAUAUUUGCUAAUGAGAUGAAAGUACCAAGAUUGAAGUCACUUACUGCGAAUUUACAUCGAAUGGGAGUGACAAAUACUGUUGUCUGUAACUACGAUGGGAAGGAGCUCCCGAAAGUGUUGGGGAUGAAUACGGCCGAUAGAGUUCUAUUAGAUGCCCCUUGUAGUGGAUCUGGAGUUGUAUCUAAGGAUGAAUCUGUUAAAACCUCAAAAAGCCUUGAAGAAAUCCAGAAAUGUGCUCAGUUGCAGAAGCAACUUAUACUUGCUGCAAUUGACAUGGUUGAUGCAAAUUCAAAAUCCGGGGGCUAUAUUGUUUACUCCACCUGUUCCAUAAUGGUCGACGAGAAUGAAGCAGUUGUUGACUAUGCACUAAAGAAGAGGAAUGUCAAACUUGUUCCAUGUGGCCUUGAUUUCGGACGUCCCGGGUUUAUCCGGUUUAGGGAAAAACGUUUUCACCCAUCUUUAGAGAAGACAAGACGUUUCUACCCCCAUGUCCAUAACAUGGAUGGCUUUUUUGUAGCAAAGUUGAAGAAAAUGAGCAACAAGAUACCAACUGCUCAAUCUUCAGAAGCAUUGGAAGAAGAGGCAGUGGAAGAGGAGGAUUUUGAGGCAGAGAAGAAGAGCGCAAAUGAGAAGAACGAUGGCGAAUGCCUUCACCCACAAGUGAACGAUGGUAAAAAGAGGAAGAAGGUCGUUUCGGAAAAACACGAAGUUGAAAAUGGCGAAGAAUCAAAGCCGGGUGUGGAAAAGAGGAAGAAGAGAAAAUUUCCCUCGAGAGAGGAAAUCUCAAAAGCUAGGGAAGAAAAGCGAGAAGCUUUGAGGGAAAAGAAAGCUGGUGGGAGCAAGAAAUAAGUGAUUCGAGGUACGUACGUGUUAUGGAUCGAGUAGUCGAUAUAGAAGGUAGUAAAUCUUUAAGAGAGUGAAGAAAUCCACAGAUUAUCUGUUGAGCACACACUUGAAAGGCUGCUCUGCUUAACUCAACCAUGGAAGAAAAUAUAAUAGGUGUUGUACGAAACGUGUCCAAUUUUGAUAGGUUAAGAUAGAUUGAUGUAGUAGUAGGAUCAUUCUCUCCUCUCAUAUCAUCAUACAUUUGGUUUCUAAUUUAUAAUUUUAUGAUGAAAUUUUUAUUCUU
Cucurbita pepo subsp. pepo (vegetable marrow) is the source of this 2128-nucleotide messenger RNA. Its product is annotated as 26S rRNA (cytosine-C(5))-methyltransferase NOP2B. Gene Ontology annotation, cellular component: nucleolus. NCBI's taxonomy places the organism in Eukaryota, Viridiplantae, Streptophyta, Magnoliopsida, Cucurbitales, Cucurbitaceae. Gene Ontology annotation, biological process: rRNA base methylation; maturation of LSU-rRNA. The record is from RefSeq and is a predicted model, not a curated record. Gene Ontology annotation, molecular function: rRNA (cytosine-C5-)-methyltransferase activity; RNA binding.